CAUGAGCUCGCUGUCGUGGUCAUGUGUUUUUUCCCUUCCUAUCGCUCCCUCUCUCUCCUCCUCUCCCUCUCUCUCUCGCUCUCUCUCUCUCCUCCUCUCACAUGUUGUCCAAGAGCUUUUGUUGGUUUUGCCUUCUUAAUUAUAUGCAUGUAGGUUAAAUGAAUACCUGACGAAAAGGCCCCUGGUUUUCACAGUGUAAUUCGAUAGCUGAGAGGAAAAAGUGGCUGUAACCAACCGUUGGAAUUCACGUUUUCUUUUCUCCUGUUUUCGCCUUUGAGAAGAUGAUCACUAGCUCCAGUGUACAUGGCUUAAAGAUGCAGUGGACCCCAGAGCAUGCGCAGUGGGCCGAGCAACAUUUUGACAUCUCAUCCACCACACGUUCCCCCGCACAUAAAGCAGAGGCAUACCGCGGACACCUGCAGCGGACCUACCAGUAUGCCUGGGCCAAUGACGAUAUAUCAGCACUGACGGCCUCCAACCUUCUGAAGAAGUAUGCAGAGAAGUAUUCCGGUAUCCUGGAGGGUCCCAGCGAGCGGGCGCUCCUGUGCUCUUACUCCGAGAGUGCCCCAGGACUCUUGAACGGACGCAAGUCGGAGAGUGAAGCAUGGCAGGAGGGGAUCUACCCAAUGAGCUGUGCUGCAGAUGUGGUUUCUGCAAGUAAGACUGGCAUGACGCCUGCCCUGCCUCCUCCAGAUGUUACGGCAAGUGUCGGCAGCUCCACAGGGGUGCCGAGUAGCUUGAGCGAGCCCAGCUACUCCAGCAGUAACUGCGGGAAUCAUGCGUCUACUGCACUGCACUCGGGGAUCCCCUCUCAGGAAUUCGCUAGCAGUUACAAUGGCUCGUACUUGCAUUCCACUUACAGCGGUGGGCAAAGCACACCAGCUCUCCCGUCCCCACAUCCCUCACCUUUGCACAGCGCUGGGCUGCUUCAGCCUCCACCUCCGCCACCUCCAACCCUAGUGCCCAGCUACAAUGCAAGUUCCCCCAAUCUCUCCAGUUACAAUUACCCUCCAGCAGGUUAUCCCCCACAGACUGCUGUUGCCCCAGGCUACAGCCCAGGAGGAGCACCCCCUCCCUCAGCUUACUUGCCCUCAGGCAUUGCUGCCCCCACUCCCCUACCCCCUUCCACCCUUCCCGGUUACUCCUACCAGUCCCACAACCAUGCGCCAAUUGCACCAACACCUUUGAACGGCAGCUCGGCCAAUACACUGAAAAGGAAAGCGUUUUACAUGACGGGCCAGGGAGAUAUGGACUCCAGUUAUGGAAAUUUCAACUACAGCCAGCAGCGUUCUGCUCAAAGCCCCAUGUACAGAAUGCCAGACAACAGUCUUGUUGACUCAACCAGGGGGAAUGGAUUUGACAGGAACGCUGACACAUCAUCUUUGGCGUUUAAGCCCACAAAGCAGUCAGUGCCACCGGAUCAGCAGCGGAAAUUCGGCAGCCAGUCCGGCAGGGCACUAACCCCUCCUUCUUACGGAUCCUCCAAAGGUUCCUUGGGAUCCCUGCGGCCAGGCGAGUCUUUUGGAAAGUUCGGUUCCCCCGUUUUGAGUGACCACGGUGACGACAACAGACAGCAUCACCCCCAUUCCAUUGGCACGGCCACUUCAUCCAGCCACCCUGCUGAGGAGCAGUUAAAAAACAGCGAUGCUAGUUUGGUAGAGAUGGUCACCACUGAGAUUCUGCAGCAGACACCCCCUGUGGACUGGAGUGACAUUGCUGGACUGGAGAUGGCAAAAGCCACCAUCAAAGAUGAGGUCCUGUGGCCUAUUCUGAGGCCAGACAUGUUCAGCGGUAUGGCCACAUUACCUCGCAGCAUCCUUCUCUUUGGACCUCAGGGCACGGGCCGGACUCUGCUCGGUCGGUGUAUGGCCAGUCAGCUUGGCGCAGCUUUCCUCCUCCUUAGCGGCUCCGCACUGGUCACAAAAUGGCUUGGAGAGGGCGAGAAGAUCGUCCAGGCCUCGUUCCUUGUCGCUCGCUGCCGGCAGCCUUCAGUGGUUUUCAUCAGCGACGUAGAUCUGCUGUUGUCUGCCCAGUUGAGUGAAGAAAGUCCUGUGAACCGAAUCAAGAGUGAACUCCUCCUCCAGCUCGAUGGAGUUCUAAGUUCUCCAGAGGAACAUGUUCUAGUAGUAUGUUCCACCAGCAAACCCGAAGAGAUUGAUGAGUCUCUACGAAGGUACUUUGUUAAGCGGUUGCUCGUCCCCUUACCGGAUGCCACCGCACGACACCAGAUAAUCAGCCAGCUGCUCUCACAGCACAACUACUGCCUCAGCGACAAAGAGGUUGCACUGCUUGUUCAGCGGACAGACGGCUUCUCUGGGUUGGAUGUGGUCCGACUUUGCCAGGAGGCCAUGGUUGGUCCUCUCCAUGGCAUGUCCGGCGCAGACCUUUCCGGAAUGAUGCCAGGUCAGAUGAGACCGGUGUCAUACCAAGACUUUGAGAAUGUGUUUUGCAAAAUCCAGCCCAGCAUAUCACAGAAAGAACUUGAUACAUACACUGAAUGGAAUAAGAUGUUUGGUUGUAGUCAGUAAAGAGCAAGGGUGUAAUGAAAUCUGUGGGGUGACCUCCUCUACUCUUAGAGGGGAUACAAUUCAGAAUUCUUUGGGUGACACAUGCAGUUAAACAGUGUGGUUAUUACAAAUGUAGAUGACCCCUAAAGAAGAACCUGAAGGACGGUCAGAUACAGUUGAAUGAUGCAUGGCUGUACUUAAGUCAAGGUCUGGCCCUUUGCACAUAAUCCAGACAGAGAAAUACUGUUUUCUGGGCUCAGUACUGCAGACGCAGAGCUCCGCUUACCGAGGAACUCUGUAAGUGAGGACAAACUUCUUUGUGUGUAAAUAUCAUUCUGCUGUUUUUGAGAUUUUGUUGCUAUGAAGUGCCUGAAGUGGUGCUUUAUUGAUUUGUAUUUGGAUUUGUUUGCCUCACCAUCUACAUUGGUGGCAUGUGCUAAUAUAGAGAGCUUUAACAUGAAACUAAAUCAGACAUGUUCUUUUCGUUCCUUUCCUUGUUUUCGACACUUCUCUCAAAAGAACAACAGUAUUCCUCAAUCAAGUCUGACCUGUAGACCCCAGGAAGGGCAGGAGAAGGUCCAUGUUGUACUUUGAAUCUGGAUCCUAAGUUAUGAAAUUCGUUUGUUUGAUUUUCUUCAAAAACUCAGGAAAGUGAUUGUGAUUUGUACAGUACCUCAAAAAAGAUUAUGCGAUAGCACUACAUACUGCUGACUACAUUGGGUUUGGUUUCUAAUUUGCUUCUAAAAUUCUAGGUUUACCUCAACCAAUUAAAAAAAUGAAAAGGAUAUGACUAUGAAUGUAACCAGAACAUUUCUGGGUUGUUUGGAAGAAAAAUUUGGGGAGUUUCUUUUUCCUCUGUUAUAUUCUUAUUGUUCUUUCUAAAUUACAUUUAAAUUCCAUUGUGGACAUUGCUUUAAGUUUUGAAAGCAGAAUUGUGUGCCAGUAUUGACUACAGCACCUGUUCCUCCCUGCAUAGCACAGUUCAGACUCUACAACGAACGCUCAGAGAUGGGCACUAUCUGUUGUGUAGAUAAGGUUCGUCUGAAACCACAUCCACGCCAGAGUAUGCAGUAGACGUUAACAUUUGCGUGUUUGUCUCCUCUCUGCAGAAUAGAGUUGGGGUGAACCAAAACUUUACAAAGAGGCUACCAGAUUCUUGAAGUGGAAAUAUUUUCACAUUCUUCGUAACAGUUACGUACGUUUUGUUUUUGUUUCGGACUCUGUCCUGCUGCUGUGUGGUGUUGGUGUAAAGAUAUCUGAAGGAUCACGUGUACCCUGCAUUCUGUUCUACCUCAGUUUAGCACUAUUUUCUCUGCAACUAGAACAGAAAGAUGAGAGCUUGGUGUCUUCAACCUCUUUAGGUUUGCUCUGCUCUGAAGCCUCCAUAAAGAACAAGCUGCCUUUUUUCCAAAAAAAAAAGAAACAACAAAUGUUUGUCUCACACUACCUGUGCAAUUCUUCUGCUUCGAGUGCCCAGAUGACUCUAAACACCCCUUUGUGUAAACACACACGCAUAUUAUUGAUGGGGUCUCUGUGGGGCCACUUACUGGGGCCACGUUGCCUAAAGCCAGAAACAUACUCUACGCAAGUAUGCAAGUGCUUAUAGCAACGCAGGUUAAAAGAUUGCUAGUGUUGUUGCUUUCCAAAAUGCUUCAAACUACAAUUCAUAACGUAAUGCAAGUGACACUAAAGUAUCAUUACUAUAAACCUCUUCUACAUUUAUGCUGCAUGCCAAUUUGCAUACUGUUUGUCCUAAAUAGUGUUCAAAAUUAUAAUUACUGUGUCCUAAAUGGUUGUAGGCUAAAUGAGUGUUCCAAAGGUACUUGUGUGGUUCCAUGCACACUUUAAUGGUUAAUAUUGCCCACAACCCAACCCAUCAAUUAGAACUACAAAAUCAAAUAAAAAGUGUUUAAAAACUACAAACAUGGUGGGACAUGCGAGACUGACGGUUAAGUAUAGAAAGUUUGUGAUUUUAUUAAUCAGUAUCUAAUCUGAUAAUAAAUAUAUAUAUUUAACGAUUUCCACAUUAUUAUAUAACAUUGCAAACUUUUUGUAAAGAUAUGUUUGGUCAUUAACUUUUAAAUGCAUCUUUAUGCAAACAGACUGACAGAUCAAUGUGCCACUUAAUUUAUCUCCAAUAUGGUAGAAAACUAAAUUAAAUGCAAUAUGGAGGAUGUUAACUCUGACAAGAUGAUUGACAGGGUAGUUUAAACAGUGAUGAUAUCCAACAUAACCAAGCAACAGAUCGGUCUGUUAAAGACGCAGUUAUGAUGAAAUUGUAUGUACCAAAGAGAACAUACUUUUAGGGCUUAGUAUAAGGCGGCGAAUUGGGAUGCAGCAUCAAUACAGCUAUUAUAAUGGCGGCACAACAGUUUAUUUAUAGAAUCUUGCUGAGCAAGUUAGUCAAGCUCUUUAUAUUUUUAUGUUUGUACACCCGGUUUCCUGGUGCAGACAUUUGAAGGAAACUCUAUCACCCCCUUGAGUAUGGAGGUAUCUUACUUCGUGCAACAGGCUCUUGCAAUGCUUUAACUAAGCUUUUGCAUUUGUGUACUUGCAUACAGUAUGUUUCUAGCCCAAGGUAGCACAGGAUGUUGGUAACUGUAAGAGGAAACUUGUGUUUGAAUGUAUUUUUUGCUUGUUUCUUGAUAUGUUUACUUUCUCUGAUAGUUUGUGUCGGCUUUUUUUGUCUAGCACUAGAGAGUUGAAGCGCUGUGUCUCAAUCAGUCUCUCUCUUUUUUUCUGCCUUUAUAUCAUGUGUCUCAAAUGUUGGAAAGGAUGCACUGUUUUCAACUUUUUUUUUUUUUUUUUUUUUUUGUCUUUUGUCCACUGCAGUGUAAUUUGACACCAUUUUAAGGUGCUUAUUUAGCAGUUGGAGGCACCAGACCUCCAAUACAUGUGUAUAUAUGACAUAUCCUUGAAGAAAUAUCUGCUUUUUUGACAGACAUCCAGAUAGUCUUUUCAGUAGCUGUGAGACACCACUUUCUUCACAAUGUUCGUAAAGUGAUAUGUACACCCAAAGGACUACGAUUUCUAGCCUUGUUUUGUCGUCUAAAGUGGAAAUUUUUUUUUUCUUCUUAAAUGGUAUUUUCAUUCUGCUUUCUUGUUUUUGUUUUGUGUUGUUUUGAAAAGUUACUAUUGUGCAAUUUGUCAAAUGCACUUUUAACGUUUUGUGUUAAAGCCUAUCACACUUAAUUGUCCUCCCUCAAAACCAAAGCGAACAAAACUAUUUAAGAUCAAAAACUGAUCCAUAUCUCUGAAGAUUUGAAUUCAUCCACACAUUUAGGGAAAUUUAUAUGGGACAUCACCUGUGAUAUCCACAAAGUUUAGCUCUCAGUUUUGUUGAAAAUAAUCGUACUCUGGAUUUCAAAGCCAAAUAGCACUGAUGAACAAAACCCACACUGACCCUGAAAAGAAAAAUGAUCUUUCAGUCCUACCGCUGGUGUUGAGUUUAGGGCUGGUGCUCUACGCUAAUGUUUGUAGCCUAAAUGCCCUUGAACAAAACAGAUUACUGCAUUUUACUCUUGAAAGCUCUUUGUAAUUGGUUAAAGGAAUGCUCUUGACAGCCUUAGUAGCAUAAUAUCAAUUAAGACAGAAAAUAGUUUUGGGCUCGACACUCCUUUUAACGCAAACCAAGGUCAAUGUAACAUUUACAAGAACACAGGGCCAGUUAUUUUUGUUUGCAAAUUCUAACCAAUAUUAUAGACUAGAUUAAGACUAGUUUGAUUUAAUAUAAUUUACUAUCUUUGUUCAAGCUGUAUCCCAUUUUUUUUUAACUUCAGUGUCAUGAAACGGAGUACAGUAAAGCCAACAACUCGCAGGAAUUAUCAUGAUAUUCAGGCGUUCAUCCACUAGAAAAGUAUUCCCACUUCAGAAAGGUCAAUUUAAACAAAUUUACAGUUUUGUGCUGCAUAAUUCAUGUAAGUACUUUAACAAAAAUGCUUUUAAACCCUCCAGCACUCUUGACCUGUUUACUUCCAUUCUAAGUGUUACUGUAACUAUGAAUUUUGAUUUGUUUUUUUUUUUAAAACUGAGGGAUUAGUCCAAAUGAUUUUCAGCGGUAAUCAAUAUUAUGCCGUCGAUAGAGCUUAGCUUGCAUUGAACCGGAACAUUCCUUUAAUUGAUUGCAAAGAAAAAGGAAAUGUGGGAACAUCCAAAAAGUACAAAGUUAUAAAGCACAUCUCCUGUGUAGAUAUGAAUACACUUGAUUUUGUUCUGUUCUUCUCCGGUUUGUGUGUUAAUUUGCUUCAGCGCUGUUGUGGAUGGUUGUUUCUUUCAAGUGUCACCAGUGUUUGUUUUUCAACCAUUAUUCUUUACGACCAUUUCUACCUCAUUGCUACAUAUUGACAUGUAGUACCUAUGUUCUGUCUUUUUUGAAUGUCACACAUUUGUAUAAAAGAAAAUAAAACAGAAAAACGUAUAAAAACAAUUUAAAAGAACAAAAAAAUGAAGAAAAAAAAAAAAGAAAAAGGCUUGUUCUUUAACUUGAGCAGUCUACCUCAGAAAGACUGUCUGUCCGUACACUGAGCAGUGGAGAGUAGCUGCACAUACUGAAAAGACACAUUAGGCAGACGAUGCACACUGACCACACCAACUCGACGAUUCGUUAUGCCGCCGCGAUCUGGGAUAUUGUGGACUGUAUAGGUCUUCUCCAAGGUCUCUACAUGCAAAUUUUUCCUUUCAUUUUUCAAUUGAAGUAAAUCGCUUUCCCCCUUUGUGAACUGUAGUGUGCAUGUGGAUGUGUAUGUGUGUGCACUUAUUAUGAAGUGUGUAAGUGUGCAUUUUUCUAUAUGAAAAUUCUAUAUGAAAUGUAGGUACAUUUCAUAUACCAUAUUUGUACAUGAGAUACACUUGCACAUUUGUGUACUUAAUGUACAUUCGUUAUUAGUAUAACAUUUUGAAACGCACCACAUACAUGUUAAUAUGUGUGUGUAUGUACAAUAUUGCCAUAAUUACAUUCAACGUAAAUGUAUUUUCAUGUAUGCAUAGGGACAAAGGACAAUAAAAGAUCAUUCAAAUGCUUUUGAAACGUCGUGUUUUAUUUUUCUUUUCUGUUGCAUUCCAGAUGCAUAAAUUUUAGUUCAAAUCUCUCUAUGAAUCUCUCAAUGCUUUUGCUUUUCUGCAUUGAAAUUAAAUGACAUGGUAAAUGGAAAGAUGUAUUUGAGAGAGACCUAUACACUGCACAAUAUAUCAAACAUUAAGGUGUUUUUUGUGAAGUUCCACACCAAAAAAAAAAAAAAAGUUAAGUUACUCAUAACUGGGCACCAGCAUAGACAUCCAGUUAAAGCAAAAUCUUUUUUUCUUUUUUUUACAUUUAUGAUUGUCUUUAAUUUUGUUUGGAAAUGCACACUCAUUUUCAUGUGUGAAUGUACAAAUUUAUAAAUGCUAAUGGAUUUUCAGGAGCCAGCCAAUAAAAUCUAAUCUAACAUCUGUACAAAACUAUUAACCCCCUCAAAUGGUAGGAAAUUGUAUUAUUUCACUCUCUCAAUCAGCUGCAAAUACAGCUUGAAUUAUUUAUGAUCAUUUUAGGAUGCUUUUCUGUAAAGCAGCUUUGAUUGUGAAAAGCAUUUUGCAACAUUCAAUACUUAAAUUUUGAUAUUUAUAUAUGUACUCUGAAUUGGUGUAUACAUGAUAUACUGUGGAUAAAAUAACACAACAGUUUGGAUUCUAUCUUAA
Messenger RNA from Onychostoma macrolepis, 8180 nucleotides. It is a transcript of the gene fign, whose product is annotated as fidgetin. The record is from RefSeq and is a predicted model, not a curated record. Bases 282 to 2528 code for a protein of 748 amino acids. Lineage: Eukaryota; Metazoa; Chordata; Actinopteri; Cypriniformes; Cyprinidae. The transcript has 2 exons. Gene Ontology annotation, molecular function: microtubule severing ATPase activity; ATP hydrolysis activity; ATP binding.